Molecule: messenger RNA, 369 nt
Organism: Rotaria sp. Silwood1
Lineage: Eukaryota; Metazoa; Rotifera; Eurotatoria; Philodinida; Philodinidae
Source: the annotation of a GenBank genome assembly
AUGUCGAAAUCUAUUGUCAAGAAAGCUUUAGAAAUAAUUGAUGAUGAUGAUGAAGAAAUAAAAUCCAAAUCCAAAUCCAAAUUAAGUUCAAUUAAAAAGAAAAAGAAAAAAAAUUUAUUAAUAAAUAAUGAUAAAUCAAUAUUUCAAAAUAGAAAACAAUUGGCACAAACAUGUUUAACAUUAAAAAAAAUAUCAAAACCAGUUGUAUCAUCUGAUCAAAUUGAACAAUUAAAUAAUUAUCGAUUUGGUGGUCCAUCUAAACGAAUUUUACAACAGAAAAAGAAAAAAGAAAAAGAAGAAAAUAUUUUUACUGAAGAAGAUUUUAAACGUUUUGAACGAGAAUAUAAUCCACCAUUACAAAAAUCAUAA